GCAGCCAAGAACCUUGAUCAACUGCCUUCAUGGACUGCACCAGAUAACACGCUAAUCGUGCAGGCCUUUGAAUGGCAUGUACCUGCAGAUCGACAUCAUUGGAGUCGAUUAAAGGCUGCUUUGCCCGAUCUGAAGGCGAUUGGAGCUGACAAGAUAUGGAUUCCUCCAGGAUGCAAGGGAAUGGACCCUUCAGGCAAUGGCUAUGACAUCUAUGACUUGUAUGAUCUGGGGGAGUUUGAUCAAAAAGGGUCGAUCGCAACAAAAUGGGGCACUAGGAAAGAGCUUGAAGACUUGAUAUGCCACGCUCAAGCUCUCAGCAUCGAUAUCAUUUGGGAUGCCGUCCUCAACCACAAAGCUGGGGCAGAUUUUCCGGAACGGUUUGAGGCCGUUGAGGUAGACCCCAAGAGAAGGGAUGUCGAAAUCUCCAAGCCGUUAACAAUAGACGGCUGGGUAGGCUUCGAUUUCCGUGCACGCGGCAACUUGUACAGCUCCAUGAAGUAUCACUGGCAACAUUUCAGCGGUGUUGAUUGGGAUGACAAGCGCAAACAUCAAGGGAUCUACAAGACUCAUGCACCCAACAAAGAAUGGGCCUCGGACGUGUCUGAUGAGAAUGGAAACUAUGAUUACCUGAUGUUUGCUGAUCUCGACCUGUCACAUCCCGAAGUCCGCGCCGACCUUCUACACUGGGGAACCUGGAUUACCAAUGAAUUAUCUCUCAACGGGAUGAGAUUGGACGCAGCCAAGCAUUUCUCCACGAAAUUCCAAAAAGACUUUGUGGAUCAUGUUCGAAGAACGGCGAAUCCGGAUUUCUUUGUGAUUGGGGAGUAUUGGACUGGGGACGUACAGGCCAUUAUGAACUAUCUGGAGAAGCUUGAGCACAAGGUCACGGCGUACGACGUUCCCCUGGUUCAAAAAUUCUCCAGAUUGUCGCAUACACGACACGCAGACCUCCGUGCCUAUGCCAUAAUUCUGCUGCGCAAAGAGGGUCACCCCUGUGUAUUUUACGGUGACCUCUAUGGGAUACGCGCCAAUGAUGCCGCGCGCCCCAUGACGCCAGCGUGCCACGGCAAGCUUCCCAUUCUCACCCGAGCGCGAAAGCUGUAUGCCUACGGCGAGCAAGAAGAUUAUUUCGACCAACCAAAUUGCAUCGGUUUCGUUCGCUAUGGCAAUGCUCGUCACCGCUCGGGUCUCGCCUGCGUUAUCAGCAAUGCAGGCCCAGCCAAGAAACGGAUGUUCAUUGGUCGACAGAAUACGAAUCAGCGGUGGAUUGAUGUGUUGGGACAUCACGCUGCAGAUGUCCUUAUCGACAAAUGGGGUUGUGGCCUUUUCCCCGUGAACGCGAUGAGUGUCAGUGUGUGGGUUAAUUCAGCCGCAGGCGGUUGCGGUAGCCUCCUGGAGGACACCUUUAAUGUAAAUAUUUAUGACUAUUAA
Messenger RNA from Penicillium canariense, 1431 nucleotides. RefSeq names its product alpha-amylase. NCBI's taxonomy places the organism in Eukaryota, Fungi, Ascomycota, Eurotiomycetes, Eurotiales, Aspergillaceae. The annotation marks the transcript as partial. Gene Ontology annotation, molecular function: hydrolase activity, hydrolyzing O-glycosyl compounds; calcium ion binding. Gene Ontology annotation, biological process: carbohydrate metabolic process. The record is from RefSeq and is a predicted model, not a curated record. The transcript is spliced from 5 exons.